Molecule: messenger RNA, 1386 nt
Organism: Notothenia coriiceps (black rockcod)
Lineage: Eukaryota; Metazoa; Chordata; Actinopteri; Perciformes; Nototheniidae
Gene: mccc2
Product: methylcrotonyl-CoA carboxylase subunit 2
Exons: 11
Coding region: 20-1075 (351 amino acids)
Biological process (GO): L-leucine catabolic process
Cellular component (GO): mitochondrion; methylcrotonoyl-CoA carboxylase complex
Molecular function (GO): methylcrotonoyl-CoA carboxylase activity
Source: RefSeq, a predicted model, not a curated record
UCCUUAGAUUGCGGUUGUGAUGGGCUCCUGCACCGCUGGAGGGGCCUAUGUUCCCGCCAUGGCAGAUGAGAGCAUUAUCGUGAGGAAGCAAGGAACCAUCUUCCUCGGAGGACCUCCACUGGUCAAAGCUGCAACUGGGGAAGAAGUUUCUGCAGAGGACCUUGGUGGUGCUGAUCUUCACUGCAAAAAAUCUGGUGUGACGGACCAUUAUGCUUUGGAUGAUAACCACGCACUCCAUUUAGCAAGAAAAGCAGUGAGGAACCUCAACUACAGGAAAAAGCUUGAUGUCACCACAGAGCCGGUGGAGGCCCCUCUCUACCCGGCUGAUGAACUCUACGGCAUAGUUGGAGCAAACCUGAAACGCAACUUUGAUGUCAGAGAGGUCAUCGCCAGAGUUGUGGAUGGCAGUAAAUUUGACGAGUUCAAGGCUUUCUACGGAGACACGCUUGUUACAGGAUUUUCCAGAAUAUUCGGUUACCCUGUGGGAAUCAUUGGCAACAACGGAGUCUUGUUUUCAGAGUCUGCGAAAAAGGGAACCCAUUUCAUCGAAUUAUGCUGCCAGCGAAACAUUCCUCUUAUUUUCCUCCAAAACAUAACGGGCUUCAUGGUGGGUAGAGAGUAUGAAGCAGGAGGCAUCGCAAAGGAUGGAGCUAAGAUGGUUACUGCAGUUGCCUGUGCCAAUGUACCCAAGAUUACUGUUCUUAUCGGAGGCUCCUAUGGUGCAGGAAACUAUGGCAUGUGCGGCAGAGCCUACAGCCCCCGAUUCCUGUACAUGUGGCCGAAUUCCCGAAUCUCUGUAAUGGGCGGUGAGCAGGCGGCCACUGUCCUGGCCACCAUCACCAAGGAUCAGAGGGCACGGGAGGGGAAGGAGUUCACAGCAGAGCAAGAGGCUGCCAUGAAGAAGCCAAUCGUAGAGCGGUUUGAAGCGGAGGGCAGUCCAUACUUCUCCAGUGCAAGACUGUGGGAUGACGGGAUCAUUGAUCCCGCAGAUACUCGUCUGGUUUUGGGUCUGAGCCUCAGUGCCGCGCUGAAUGCACCAACGAAGAAGACACGCUUUGGAGUGUUCAGGAUGUAAUGCUGAUGACGCUUGCCUACCUGUUAGAGUUUGACAUAUACUGUACCUAAACUAGUUUUUGUAGUUUUACUUGUGAGGUGUCACCAGAUUAAGGGCAACAAACACAGAACAUAAUGACUCGAGUAGAAUCACAGACCUCGGAUCAAUGGGGAUGUGAUUGGAUGGUGUGCUGUUGUUGUGGGAUAUUUCCACUAAGACGUUGUGCCUUAACUAUCACUAAUCCUUUGUAAAUGCAAACUGUAUUCAUGUUUUAUUUUCCCUUCUUUUUUUUUCUUUUUAUUGAAUGCUGUAAAUGAUGAAUUAUAAAAGUG